Messenger RNA from Durusdinium trenchii, 1486 nucleotides. The record is from the annotation of a GenBank genome assembly. Lineage: Eukaryota; Dinophyceae; Suessiales; Symbiodiniaceae.
GCUUCCUUUGGAUGCCAUGGUGCCAUCGUUGUUGCUGGCCAGCUGCAUUAGUUUCACACUGGUCGCGGCUGAAAUCAAGUUGCCAGAUGGUCCAAUCAUUGCAGCCUGGCAGAACUGGGGAGCAUGCAACGACACCCAGACGAUCCAAGCGGUUGAAAGAGGCGUGAAUGUUGUGUUUUGGUUCAGCUCCAACUUGGUGAAAGACGGAGAUAAGCCGAAGAUCUCAGGCCCUUUGCCUGAUCUGGAGUGCGUUGCGCGAGUUCGCAAAGCCAUCAAAGAGAAAGGCCUUCCCACAGCUCAUUUGCUGAGCAUUGGUGGUUGGGACGCACCGCAUCCUGACACAUCUUUCACUGGAACUGAAUGGUUUCACGCUUGGAACGAAUGGAAUCAAGGCUUGCCCAUGCCUUUCGAUGGGUUUGACUGGGAUCUCGAGGGCAACGACUACUUGACAUCUCCCUACAAUGUUUUCAGCCCAGCCUGCUUGCAGCUGGUCGUGGACAUGUCAGCCGCAGCAAAAGCAGCUGGAUAUUUGGUGACUAUGGCUCCUCCUCAAACAUACUUUGAUUCCACAACACCUCACUUCAACCGGUAUUUGAACAAUUCGAAUCCUCCUGACUAUCGGCCCGAGUUUCGGUACCGUGGUCGAAACAGCUAUGCCUACAUGUGGGCAGCUGCACCUCCUGGAACCUUUGACCUGGUCUCGGUGCAGCUCUAUGAAAGUUAUGCGCCGGCCAUGCAGGCUCUGCAGGAGGGCAUCUCCGGUGAGGAGUAUUUGCAAAGCUGGGCGGCGCAGUUUAUUCUUGGAUGGACCAUCAACUUCAACGACACGUCUCUGAAACUCCAAGGUCAUGUGGAUGUCGCAGUGCCAGCUUCUCACUUCCUCAUAGGACUGAGCUUUGGAUCUCCGCCGAGGUCAGCGUUCUUUUGGCCAGAGACCGCAGGUGCUGCCUACAGCAAUGCACCUGCACACUUGCGGCCUCGGGGCUAUGCCUUUUGGAUGAUUGGGAUAGAGGACAGCUUGGCGAAUAAAUCCAAUCGGAGUUUGAGCUUCGCAUUUGGACUCAACAGUUUCCUUCAUGUGAGAAAGCAAGGACGAGCUCAGUUGGAGAAGAGGUCAUUGAGGUGACUUUGGUGUUCCCUUCCUGGGUAUCCUCUAGUUCCACGGAUCUUCAAAGCUGGAUCCGGAUGACACGAGCUUCGAAGCAGUCUUCUUUGACAUUCGAUUCCAUAGUUGGAACUCACCAUUGGAGCGAUGCAUAAGAUCAUUACAGCUUGGUGGGUUCCAGCUUAAUCAUUGCCCCCACAGUACUAGGUACUUCAUGUUUUAGAUGGAUGAGCCAGCUCAUGUUUUAAAUGAGGAGGGCAAAAAAUCACGUGGAGCGUGCGAACAGGGUUAUCACCAGGAAGGGUCUAGGUUACCUUCAGACUUUUGAAGCAAUAAAACUGAUGGGAUGUUGUCCUGGCAGCCUUUUGUUGGAAGGAGUCC